AUGGAGAAGACAAGAGCUUGUGCUGCAGUUAAGGAAGGCGACUUCGGCCACACUAGUAGAACAAGUGUGCCCGUUGAAAAUGCCGACUUCGACUUUGAUGAAGAACAAGAUGGCUUUGAGCAAGUGUACGCUUUAGCAGACGAGAGGGUAAAGUUGGCUUUGGCAAACUACUCUACGAAGACGACUCGGUCCGACAAGAAGCUAUACUUGAAGCCAAGUCAACAUGCAAAACAAGCGCAGUUCGUGGCGCUAACUAGUGAAAAUUGGCAUGAAAUGCUGGCCAAGGCUAGAGCCAACUACCACAAGCAGAAAACCUUUGAUGGUCCGUUUGUUGUGCACGUGUUGAUGUACGCAGCUAAGGAAGCACGACAAGGCAUUCGUCGUUCGUGUUGGUGA
Molecule: messenger RNA, 396 nt
Organism: Phytophthora infestans T30-4
Lineage: Eukaryota; Oomycota; Peronosporomycetes; Peronosporales; Peronosporaceae
Exons: 2
Coding region: 1-396 (131 amino acids)
Source: RefSeq, a predicted model, not a curated record